Molecule: messenger RNA, 1891 nt
Organism: Sardina pilchardus (European sardine)
Lineage: Eukaryota; Metazoa; Chordata; Actinopteri; Clupeiformes; Clupeidae
Exons: 3
Coding region: 16-1131 (371 amino acids)
Source: RefSeq, a predicted model, not a curated record
UCAGAAAGGGGCAAGAUGUUUUCUUCAUUUUCUAAGUUCAUCCUUCAAGUGGAUGUUGAGUUGUCAUGUGUUGUCCUUGUUGUAGUGGAAAAACUGAUAGAAAAAGAGUUCAAUUGUCCUUGCAACUCAAGUAACAAUUUCUUUUUCUGUGGGCUUGUGGCUAGUUCAGGUUUCAUAAUUAUCGGUCUUACUGUGCUCAUCCAAGUGCAUCAUUACAAGAAACUGCUGAUAAAGAAGAAAGAAGAAAACAAAGACCAAGCUGUCAGACAGAAGGAAAAAGAAGAAAAAAGAACAAUUCCAAUAUUCCAAUACCCGUGUAUUAUUGUCUUAUCAGGUUUGAUCUCCAUAUUCGCUUGGCUCACAUUGUGGUUCGCUGAAGGACACUACUAUCUAUGUCUCCAGAGUUCAUUGGAUGGUGUUUGGGCACAGUCCAACUCGAAAGGAACGCCUAACAAGUGGUGUGAACCGUAUCAUAUUAACUCAAUUCAACGCAAAGAACAAAUAAUCAAAUCAACCGAGCAGUUCAACGACUCUCAGAAAAUUUCCAUAUGGCUGUUUGUUUGCCUUACUGUGUGGAUAUUGUGCUACUGCAUUUUGCUGAUUUAUGUGGGUUGCGGAAAUGAAGAGAAGGAGCAGCAGACAGAGAGAAAUGCAGAAAACAUGCCAUUGAAUCAACAGCAGUCGUCAAAUGUCUGUCAACAAGAGAAGCAAACAAUGACUUCAGAGGAGCUAUUGGAAACCACAAGUAACCAGACGGUGCCCAAUGACCCACCUGCCUCAUCAGCAACCCAGGUCAGCCAGGCUACAGGGGGAAUGCAGCCUGACGGGGACGGUGCUGAGACGGAUGUGCAUUUGGACAGAACCAGUAAAUGUCCAAAUGCAAAUACAUAUCCUUUAAAAAAAAAUAUUAAACAAAAACAAAUGAUCACCCUGCUUCUCACCCCUAAUGGCCACCAUCACCCAUCCCCACCUCACUGGCUCCCCCUGGGUCCAGCACUCUGGCACAGUUGUGCAGGUGCAGAUGGGUCAUUGGGCAACGUCUGGUCACUUGUGGUUUACAUUUUGGGAAAUUUGCCUAUUGCCAUAUGUUGCCACACAUACGGGAUUUUCCGGAAUAAUAUUCUUAUUUGAGUGACUAUUCCGGAUAAUGAAUCUUUUCCAGGACAGGAAUUGUCAAAAAAGAGUGUUAUUCCGGAAAACCCCGUAUGUGUGGCAAUAUGUGGCAAUAGGUGUAAUGCUAAGCUAAGCUAACAGUGAGUGUAUCAGACUGAGUUAUUGCACGCACACAGACACAAUUAUAUGUAUAAUGUAAUAAUCUCUAGGGGACACAGCAAGUAGGCAAAGUUCCCAAAAUGUUGGUAUGUUCAUGUAAGCACAUUUGAACAUUUGUGAUGUCUUGACUCUUGUGAUGUCUUGACUCUCAUUUGUGAUGUGAUGUCCUGACUCUUGUGAUGUCUUGACUCUCAUUUGUGAUGUCUUGACACUCAUUUGUGAUGUCUUGACUCUUGUGAUGUCUUGACAAUCAUUUGUGAUGUCUUGACUCUUGUGAUGUCUUGACUCUCAUUUGUGAUGUCUUGAACCACACAUGGGUCCAGUGCCCAUGAGGACCAUUUAUGAGCUCACUCCCCAUCUUUCUCUACCACUCAUUUCACAUCUGUUCUUCACUCUUUUGUCAAUAAAGGCUAGAAGAGCACAACAUUUAUAGUUCAUAAAACCAACCACUUUGUAAAGUGAAGCGUUUUGAUACAAUUAGCAAUUAAGUAAGGCAUGGCAUGUCUAUGACAGGUUAUGUUGUCUUCAUUAAUAAAUUGAGCUAUUGCUAUUUGUAACCACAAUAUUUUCUCUUGUGUCAUAUUCAGUUAAUGCUAGUUUCUCACAAUUGCUUUUUUAA